Molecule: messenger RNA, 8094 nt
Organism: Mytilus trossulus (common blue mussel)
Lineage: Eukaryota; Metazoa; Mollusca; Bivalvia; Mytilida; Mytilidae
Exons: 11
Coding region: 216-2417 (733 amino acids)
Cellular component (GO): Golgi apparatus
Molecular function (GO): protein binding
Source: RefSeq, a predicted model, not a curated record
UGUAUAUCAAUAUACGUAAAAUUUAAUCGUUAAGGUCGGAAUGUAUGUGCAGAUAUGUGUAAGUGCAUUAUUUCAAAAUAUAACCAUCUAAUAACAUGUUUGCUUAGUUGGAUUUUUAUAGAUGUAAUUCAAAAUAUAUACGGGUGAUUAUUUUUGAUUUGAAAUAAAGACAUUUGCAGUUAUAUAAAAUUGAAUAUGAGGGAGGCAAAAAAAAUAUGAGUAAAAUUUCUUCGCUAUCAGUACUAUUCAAAUGGAAUAAAGUAAAGGCAUCAUGUAAUAAAACCUUACCAAGAUCUAGAUGUAAACAUGCAUGCUGCUUACAUAAUGAAUAUGCAUACAUUAUUGGUGGAAAAGAUGGCAAUGUUUCAGUAAAAGAUUUCUGCAGAUUUCAUAUAGGUACACACAAAUGGGAGGAACUUUCAUAUAGAGGGGAAAAGAUUCCCUAUUUUGAAGGCCACAGCCUAGUUGCACACAAGAGACUUCUGUUACUGUUUGGAGGUGUUCUGAGUUAUGAUCACACAGAAUCAGCUUUAUGGAUUAUAAAUCCAGAUUUACAAUAUAUCAGGAGGCACGUACCAGAUGCUGGUAGUACACAGCCAUGUGCCAGACGACAUCACACUUCAGUGGUCCAUAACAAUGUGAUGUAUGUGUAUGGUGGAUACAUUGAUCUUCAGGGAUCAACCUCAGAUGUAUGGGCAUAUCACAUAGACGAUGAAGAAUGGGAACAGAUAAACCCUAAUCAGAGGUUAGAGAAUACAGCCGGUAAACGACAUGGACAUACAUCAGUGUUAUACGGUCGUGAGAUGUGGGUAUUUGGAGGAAUGUCUGGCCUGCAGGCAAAAUCAGACUUCUGGAGAUUUAAUUUGCAUUCAUUGAAAUGGGACAGAAUAAAGUCAAAGUAUGGACCUCCUUGUUUAUCUGGACAUUCAGCAACAGUGGUGAAGGAUUACAUGGUAAUAGUAGGUGGAGAAAGUAAUGGUGUAAUGUCAAGUGAUAUAUGGGUGUUUGGUUUCUGCACAUUAAAAUGGACACAUUACCAACCCACACAUCAGUAUCCUUCACCUCGUAAAUGGCAUUCUGUUAUUCCUGUGACAGCACGAUAUAGGAAGGGGGAUAAUUCUGUCAGAACUAAAUCAUUACCUCAUCUGCAGAAGAAAGGACAAAAAGUUGUAAAUAGACCAAAAUCAAGUCCAGUUUAUUCUUCAGCAAGAUUUGCUAGAAGAUCUCCAGAGCAGACUGAAGAUGCCAAAUUAAACCGUCCAAAUACUUUAGCACUUCAUAUGAGCGAUGAAUCAAAUCAAAUUAACUCUACUUCUCAGCCAAUUGAAAUGUCCAGUUUAAAUGAGAGAAAUUCUGACCGGAGAAGUCCUUUCAAAGGAAACGGAUUUGAUAAGGGUACAAAACAGAAAGAUGAGAAGUCCCCCCUGUUAUGUAAUAGACAGACAUCAAGGGAUAGUAUGAUAUCUAAUGGUAGUGGACUAGGGACAGAUAACCCAUGUCUAGAGCUGGAUAGUAGCUGUGAAAAAAUGGAUAGAUUUGCCAAAUGUUCAAAUGACAGCUCUGAUUGUCUGGUUUCUUUAGAACUGAAAAAUAUGAAUGCAAAUGUUAAUCAGAAAGAUUCAUUGCAUAAGUCCCAAGUUGUUACUAGAUUUGUGAAAAAUAAAAAGCAGAAUUUUCAUGCAUCAAAUAUUCCAGGACAAGUUAACCUGUCCCCGAAUGGUGAUACAUUCCGUUGUAAAACUCAUAGCAAUAAGAACAAGUCAUGUGACCUGGUUGUUGAAGAUCUUGAAUUCUGUGAUAAUUACUUCUCUAACAGUACUCAGGAAAAUAACAGACUUAAACAUUCCAGAAAGAUGGAUAUUACCCACAGCUCAAACAAAGAUUUAAAAAUAAAACAACCAGAUACAGCAUUUUAUGAAACAGAAUUUAAUGACAAAACUAUGAUGAAAACACAAAGUUCUCUAGAAGAAAAAUCAUAUUCUAUGAGUGAUAUUAGUAAACCAAAUCUUGUCCAAAUUCUACCAAUAACCUCAAAAUCAACCAGUAUGCAGCUACCCCAAAAAGUGCCUUGUAGGAAAUGUAGUUUGAAUUGUUGGAUGGAGGAAACAGAGAUUGACGAUGACACCUUAGACCCAGAUGAUGUGGAUAGUCCCUCGAAUGGUACAUCAGACAUAGUCAAUGAUGUAACAGAGUCCAAAUCUACACAGGACCAAGAGUCCAAACCGACACAGGACCAAGAAGCUUGUAAAGAGACUGUUGUUGAGAAUGGUCCCCCCUACUUGUUGUUGAUUGGUGGACAUGAGGAAAAGGGACACAAUGUAUCAGUAGAACCUAUUGUUGUGUGGCAGUGUGAUGUUUUAGUCAGACAUAGUGAUAUUAGCCAUGGAGAAUACAUGAAAUCUAGUCUUGUUAUAUAGAGACAAAAUUCUGCCAGUCAUAAAUGUGCCAGAUAUAUAGAGUUUGCAGAGUCUAUGACAUUAGAUACAGAAAACUUUCACUGUAGUAUGGUGCAAAUACUGUCUGGAACCUCACUCUAAUAACUUAUUCAGAAGUUGUGGCACUUCUCAACAAUGUCCAGUGUGUUGUUUAUUCCCAGUGUGCCUUUGAGUUGUUACAGUUGUUGUUUAAUGCAUUUAUUAGAUUAAGAGUGAUUAGCCAAAAACCAGCACCAUCAUUUUUAUAUAAAAACAGUUAAAUUUUAAAAAGCUAGUUACAUUUUGUUAUUUGUUUGUAUUUUUCUAAAAGCAUAACAUGAAAGCAUUUAAUUUGAGGUUAUCAUUUGUAUAUUUGAAAUGUGCAUUACAUCAGUAAAUAUGAAGCUACUCUGCUCUAUAAAAAUCUUUAUUCCUUGAAAAGAAUGUACAUUUAUCAUUUUACAUACCAGAUAAAAUUAUCUUAUGUAGCAGAUGGAUGUAUGACAAACACAUGAAAUAGAUAAACAUACAUUUUUACUGAAGUCUCAAUGUAUGAUGUUAUGUCAAAGAAUUUCCCAGUCCAAGUAGAUUUGAAAAAAAGUUUUUUGAUAAGAAAAAAAAAUGUCUCAAUAAGAAUUUUUUUAUUAUAUUUAAAGGAUUGACCUUUCAUUUAUUUGACUGUUAUAAUUUUUUGUAAAAUGUGCAAAACAAAUUGAAUGCAUGCCACAAAUCAAAUGCUAUGGUUUAGUUUGUCUUGUUUUGUUUAUGUAAGGUUACAGGAAUGUAUUUGAUAGACUAUUCUAAAGAGAAUACAAUAACUGUAUAUUGUCUCAUAAAUAUCUCCUAGUGUUAUCAGUUCUCGAUAGAGCAACACACUUUUGCUCCAUAGGGCCAGUUCUUCAAAUAAUUGUGGUCAAAGAUGAUUGUGUUAAUUUAGUAGAUACCUUUAGUCAUUUCCUAUUAUCCUCACGAUUUUCUCUUGCGUAAAUCAAGAAAAAUCAAAACAUCUGUUGUUGUGCUCAAUUUUGACAUUGUGUGCAAAACGUCAUCAAUUCUGGAUAGUUGUGAAAAGUAUAGUAUGGUAAGCAUGUUUGAUAAUUUUAGUAGAUUUAAAAUUAUGCAAAUUGAAGAAAAGUAUCAAUUAACUAUCAUUUGUCUCUAGAAAACAUUUUUUUGUAUGAAUUUUAGCCUUAUUGAUCAAUUUAGGCAUCUUUAACCGAUAUCCUAGGAAUUAUCACUCAAGGACCAACAUAUGCAUUGAAUAUUAAUUUUAGAUGAUUUAAAAUUAUUGAACCAAUUUGUAUAUGUUAUAAGAUGUUGUAACAGCUGUUAUUAAUAUUUUACUGUCACAGUCACAAUAUUUAAGGGCAUUACUUUUUCGAUAAUUGAAUUUAAUUAAAUUUUAUACUUGAUAAGGUAUGGCUCAAACUGCGUUCCAUAAUUAUUUUCACACCACAUCUUACAAUUGUGUAUUAGGUAUGUGGACUUGACCUUCUUUUCGAGCUAAGUUUUGUUUAUAUUUGAAAACGUGCUAUUUAUGAACCGAGGGGAUGACGUUAGGAUUGUUUUGGGAAUAAGGAAAAGAAGGUUAAAAUCAGAAAAUAUUAUUUUUACUGUUGUAAAAUGUCUGAAAACUUGAAAUGUUGAAAUUAAUACUUGCUUGAAGUGAGUUUUCAUUCUGUCCUUGAAAUACAGACAAAUAGAAAACAUGUGCGAUGCCGUGAACUACUUUUAUUUUAAACACAAGCAUUGCUAUCGAGAACUGAUUACUAUCGAGAACAAAUGACUACAUGAUAUAUAUACAGAUGUAGCAUAUUUACUGAUAUAAUUUUUUGCCAAGGGAAAAUACAAAAAUACAACAGCUACAUGUAUAUUUGUUUUGGUUGUUAUAAUUACUCAUUAGUGAUAAUUGUCAAUUUCCGUCAAUUUCCUAGAAGUUUAUUUUAAAUGCUCUCGCUCUAUAUGAGUUUAAUUUGUAGUAAAAUUAUCUUGUUUUAUAGAAAAUUAACUGUCAGUUUUGUGCACGAAGCAGCCUUUUUUUAUAAUUGAAUGUUCAUUUUUCAACAUUACAAACAUAACUGAUGGCGGUACAAUGUUUUGUUUUUGAUAUGUCUUAAAAAAUAGAAAUAUGGCUUUGUACAAUGGUACAAGUAAAAACAAAUGUUUUCUUAACAUUCAAAACAAAGAAUGGUUGGGAGAGUAAAGAAUAUGUUCUAGUCUUAUUUAUAAUAGGAAAAUGAUAUUAUGUGCAAGAUUUGUUAUUUAUUGUUCAAAGCAAUUACUCAGGUUGGGGAAUUUGAUUUCAUGUUUAUAAAAAAUUAUGGUACCAGUAACUUACAACAAUAUUUACUAAUUAUGUGAUCUUUUUUUUUUAUAAAAGAUUUUUAUGGCUUGUUUGUAAUUUUAAAAACCUAAUCUUCUAAAUUCUAGAUACACAAAAAAUUGAAGCUUCUUUUUACAAAUUUAUUUGGUUGUAAAAAAUGUUGUCCAAAGCACAAGCAUGCUAAAAGUGUGUGUAAAAAUUCAAUUACAGAUUCUAAUGGGAACAUGUGUGAAAUGUAAUAAUGUUAUAUAAAGGCUUUAACUUCAUUGACUGUACAUUAUCUCCACCGUAACAUGACUUAUUAUUGUGUGCAGAAGUCUAAAUUGCUCAGCAAAAACUACUCAUUCUAUAUUGGAUGUUCUUUUAGUAGUUUUCAUCAUCUUUCAUAAAGAAACCAAACUGUUCUCACCAAUUUAUUUAUUGUCUCAUUAUUCCUGAAAUAAUGAAUAUUUAAUUUACUAUACCGGUACAUAUCAGAUAUUCGCUUUUAGUUUUUUGUAGAGGAAAGUUGUCUGUAAUACAAAAUUUUUAAGUCUUGUAUCUUUAAUUUUUUUUUAUAUUUUGAAAUUUCUUUUUGACAUGAACCAUAUCACCCUAUGACUUGCAUCAAAAGUGCUUAAUAUAGAAUAGUUCUUCAUUUAUUCCAAACAUAAAGUAUCAUGAUAUAUAUCAUUUAGCCAGUUACCAAAUUCACAAUAAUUCUGAUUUUAUUAGUAAAUUACUGCCAUGAAUUUAUUCAUUUUGUUGUGAAAGACAAACACUUUUGUUGUUGUGUAGGUUGAACAUAACUUAAUCUGAUUCAUUUACUAUUCUAUGGUGAAAGAAUUGAAAAAAACUGACAGAUUCUUCCACAGAAUAUCCUGUUGUGCACUUCCUUUUUAAUUUUGUAUUCUUCUGUAUUUUUGAGUUAAUAUGAAAAGUUAAACUUUGCUAUUCCUACUUAUUUUACUUAGAGACAUGGGCAACACUUAUUCCUUGAAAGGACUUGCACAUUUUUAUACAAUGUAUAUACAUUUCUGUCAUGAUUUUUUUUAAAUGGACGUCACUUACUAUUGUUAAUGUCUUAGUACUUAGUAAGAUUAUGUUAAAAGCUCAGAAUAAGCAAUAAAAAAUUACCCUGUGAUAUACUUACUAGUAUUUUUUUCUAUCUGAUCCUGUUCAAGGAUAAGACGAUUUUAAUUAUCAUGAAAUCAGGUUUAAUAGAUAGAUACUACAUUUUUAAAACUUAGAAUUGUUUAUUGUUGUAAGAAAAAUAUAAUGUUUUAUCACUGAAGCAAUACCAUCAAUUUAUAACAAUAUCUUUUAAUUAGCAAUUUCUAUUCUUUUAUUAAAACUAUUAUUAACUUUAUGUUCAAAGGAGUAAGUUCGAUAAGGGCCAUAUUUGGCCCCAAUUAUAAAGUUCAUAGUUAUAAGACAAUAAAUGUUUUAAGUUGCCUUAAAGACAUGUUAGAAAGUUAAACAGAACUGUUUUUGUCAAAGUUUAAUUCUAACACGUUGAUUUUUACAUCCAAAAAAGGUCAAAAUAAGGGAUUUUGGUGAAAUUUGACGAAAUCAGCUAGAUUUCAACCAAAUGAAGGACCAGGAAACAUAGAGCGCAGGCGUCGACAAGCUUAAGAUUCAAAUAAGACAUGUGAAAUGUCUUCACAAACAUUAUUUUAAAAGAUCUUUCUUGUCGACGUAUGCGCUCUAUGUUUCCAGUCCAAUAAUCUAUGGAAAUUUACCCAUUUUCAUUGAUUUUUUCGUGAAAAAACAAUAUGAGUACAACUUGUGACGUCAUAAUGAAACGCAGAAAUGUAAAAUUUUCAACAAAAUUGUUCAUAUCCUAGCUAGUCAAUGUAUUAGCUAUAAUUUAUCGUGAUAUUGGUUGAUAAAUCUGAAUUUAAAAUUUACGCUAAAAAGGGGGGCCAUUUUAGGACCUUAUCGAACAUACUCCUUUGAAAUGGAUUCAAUUUUACUUAUAUGAAAGUUGAAGUGGUCAUAUAAUUUAUAAAAUAUCUUGCGACUGAACAAUGAUAUAUAUAAUAUAUGUGUAUAUAAUGAGAAUUUAAAAGUCCUUUAAUGCAGCUACAGUAAAUUGAAAAGAAGUUUAUUGAAGAAUGUGAAUAACACACUCUUUCCUUUUGUUCAAUGCUUUCAUCUCUGUUUUGAUUUUCAGAUUGGUUUGAAAUUCUUUGAUGAUGUGAUCACUUUACACUAGCUUCUUUGCAUCUAAUUUUAUUAUAUAUUAUUGUAUUUAUAAAAUACAAAUUAAUUACUUUAUACUUUUAAACAUAUUCUGUAAAUGCUAAAAUAAAUUAGUAUGACUUUUAUUAUUAAUAUUUAUAAUGUCAAAGAGAAAUAGUUGUUAAUUUCUGUGUCAUUUGAUCUCUUGUGGAGAGUUGUCUCAUUGGCAAUCAUACCAAUCUUCUUUUUUGUACCGAUAUGGUAAAACAUUUUUCUUUGUCAUAUAAAUGACCUAUGGAAAAUACCUUUUAUAGAUGUCUUUUGUCCUGAACCUAUUUUUAAUGAUUGAAGGAAAUCUUUAAAUUGUAUCAUCUAACUUUCAUGUCAGAUUACUUUUUGAGAAAAAAAUUCCUUUACUGACAAUUUUGUAAAGUUUUUCCCAUUUUGACCAAUGGUCUAUUAAAUAAUCUUCAUGAAAUUGUUUUUUUCUGACAAAUAUCAGCUGCCAUUUUACUUUUUGCAUGGUCCAUCAAUCAAAAUCUUGUGUUAGUGAUUUAGUCUGUUUCUAAGUAAAUUUGUAAGUAUUUUGACCUCACCUGUUGAUUAGUUGUUAGGAAAAUUUAAUGGUUGUCUGAAAAAUGUAACCUGCCCUGAAUAUUCAUUAACAACUGACUCAUGUCUAGUUAUUGAUUUUGAUGAGAUGAUAGCAAGAUGAUUCGAUUGACUUAUGUGUCUUAUGACUAUCACAUAUAGCAAGUUGUAUAUCUUUGCCUGAUAUGUCAUGUUAGUAUCACUGAUACACUCAGUAUUUUAUCAUUUAUUAUACAGCUAUAUUGCUGGUAAGAAUUUUUUAAGCAUUUGUAUUUUUAUAAUCAUACACAUGAUUUCUUCAAAUGUAAAAGGACAUGAAAGUGACCUAAGACUAACAGACUAAAUACAUGUAGACCUCACUAAAUAUUGUUGACAAUAUUAAAGCUUCAAUAAUGAAGAGACAUUACCAUUAAAUGUUGACCAAAAGCAAUUUAUGACUUAAGUUAUAUUAUUGUUUCAGUAUUUUCUGUACAUACAUAUUAUUUUUGUUUUAAGUACCAGAUUUAUAUUUAGUUCAAUUUAAUCAGUAUACUCUUUCUGUGAUAUUUGUUAUACAGUAUAGGUUUAUAUAUGUUUCUAAAUAAAUAAUUUUGUAAUGUUGAA